Molecule: messenger RNA, 19269 nt
Organism: Thalassophryne amazonica
Lineage: Eukaryota; Metazoa; Chordata; Actinopteri; Batrachoidiformes; Batrachoididae
Gene: adgrv1
Product: adhesion G protein-coupled receptor V1
Exons: 95
Coding region: 297-18914 (6205 amino acids)
Biological process (GO): G protein-coupled receptor signaling pathway; negative regulation of adenylate cyclase activity; cell surface receptor signaling pathway
Cellular component (GO): membrane
Molecular function (GO): G protein-coupled receptor activity
Source: RefSeq, a predicted model, not a curated record
CUAAGUGGGAUCGAACAGACCUGGAGUCCCUGAGAAGCUGCAGCAGACUAAUCUUUGUGUCGCGUUCAGAGCCGUUGCGCACAGAAGAAGCACGCGCUGUGGAGUCGCUCCGGUUUGGUGACACGCGCGCUUCAGACCACGUUGUUCGCCGGGAUCCCGACUCUGAUGAAGGAUUAAACGAUCAAAACAAAAACAACACACUUGAUGAUGACUGAGAAGAGGAGCUGAUUCGAGGUGAUCCAUGUUCAGAAUAAAGUAAUUUAAAUUGGACAGAGAGGCCGAUCAAGCUGUCAGGAAUGGUCCCUGUCCUUCUGCUAGCUGAGUUGAUUUUGGCUCUGUCUGUCCCUGGCACUACGUCUGAGUCAGCUGAGCUGCGGUUCCUGGGGCAGACUGACUUUGUUGUUGAUGAGAGCAGCAGAGCUGUGGUUCGGCUGGUCGUGGAGAGAGUGGGAGACCCAGUCAAUGUGACCGCCUUGGUUUUGCUGGAGGGGGACGACACUGGAGACUUUGAAGCGACUAAUGCUGCAGCCUUUCUGCUGUCCACUGAGACCAGUAAAACCAUCUUCAUUGCUGUGAGAGAUGACGACUUGCCUGAAGCUGAUGAAACAUUUACCUUCAACCUUAAACUGCAGAGCUCCUCCAAUGGAGUGACACUGGGAACAUCGAAGAAAGCAACGAUCACCAUCCUGUCCAAUGACAACGCCUUUGGAAUUAUUGCCUUUAACUCGACUGAAGAAGUCGUAGUUGAUGAGCCAAGAGGAAGAAACCACUUUGUGCCUUUUUCCCUGAUUAGAGAAAAAGGAACAUAUGGGACUGUGACUGUGAACUUUGGGAUCUCUGAAGGUCCAAACCCUGCCAGUGAGGAUCUCAGUCCAGACAGAGGGAACAUUACCAUUCCUGUCGGAAAGGCUGCUGUACUGUUUAGCAUCCUCAUCCGAGAUGACCAGAUCCCAGAGGAUGAUGAAGUGUUCACAGUCAGACUAACAGGUGUGGCAGGUGGUGCCCUCCUCCGGCCCAAUGGCAGCAGUGUCCAGCUGAGAAUCCGACGUAAUGACAGCCCCCUGCGGUUCUCCCAUUCUGUCCUUGUUGUACCAGAGUCUGCUGGAGUCAUUGCCCUUAAUGUGACCCGUGGUCGGGUGACUGACGAUGGGCCUCCGGUUGGAUCUGAUGACACUCAGGUCUCGGUUGAUUAUAUGGUGGUGACUGGUGAUGGAGUCGGCAGUGCCACACAAGCUGUGGAUUUUAUUGACCUACAGCCGGUCAGAACAGUUACAUUCCUGCCAUUUGUCUAUAAAAUCAGCCUGCUCUUCAACAUCAGCGAUGAUGUCAUCCCAGAAAUUGCAGAAUCUUUCCAUGUGGUCCUCCUGGAGGAGUCAGUCAGAGGAGAUGCUGUGCUUGUGCCCCCCAGUGCUGUGCUUGUCACCAUCGAGCCCAACGAUAAGCCUCAUGGCGUCCUGUCAAUCAGCAGCAGCACAAUCAUUCAACCAGUCAGUAUCAAUGAAGAUCUGACACAACGAUAUGACGGCAUCAUGAUUGUAAGAAACGGAGGCAGUUAUGGCAACGUGUCCGUCAACUGGACCAUUAGUAGGAACUCUAGUGAUCGCUCCCCAGUAUCAGAUGACUUGAUGCCUAAUAAAGGGACGGUGAGGUUUUCCGCUGGUCAGGUCACCACUGUGAUUCCAAUAAACAUCUUGGCAGAUGACUUACCUGAAGAGGCAGAGGCCUUUGUUCUCAAACUGCUGCCGGAUACUGUAACCGGGAAUGCUGAAGUUGAUGAACCAACGGAGAUGGUUUUCUACAUUCAGGACAGUGACGAUGUCUACGGGAUGUUUCGAUUUCACCCAAAGAAAGAGCAGAGCAUCCAGAGCCAGCCGGAGGGCCGUUUCCUUGCACUAAGCUUCCUGCGAGAUGGUGGUACUCUGGGUAAUGUGUCCAUGACCCUCACGGCCCUCUACAUUCCUGCAGGUCCAAUAGACCCGACGUUGGCUCGUGACCAGGUUCUGAAUGUUAGCCGGUCCGUAAAUGUGAUGUUUGCUCGAGAGCAGUUGGUUGCCGUCAUGCUGCCAAUCAGAAAUGAUGCCUUUCUGCAGAACGGUGCUCACUUCCUUAUUCAGUUAAAUUCAUUGGAGCUGGUUGAUAUCAAACCUUCAAUUUCCUCUAACAGUCCAAGGUUUGGUGGACCUCUCAACUUGACCCUCACUGUUACCCCAGACAUUGCGAACGGGGAAAUCGGCUUUACCAGUAAUACCACAGUGGUAGUUUAUGAACCAGAGGACAAAAACACAAAUAUGGUGAACCUUCCUCUGCGGCGUGACGGUACAGACGGUCAGGCUGUAGUUUUUUGGAGUCUUCAGCCAAUUGGUACAAAUAGUAAAGAUGUAAAUGACAAAGAUGUGGUGCCUUUAACUGGCUCUGUGAUCUUUCUCUCUGGGGAGAGCGAUGCCUCCAUCAAUCUCGCUGUCAUGGCUGAUGAUAUCCCAGAAGUCAAUGAGACAUUACUACUCACUCUUGACAGGAGUAAUGUUGAGAACCAGAUACUGAAAGCUGGCUUCACCAGCAGAGUGAUUGUCAUCAUGGAGAACGAUGAUCCUGGAGGAGUCUUUGAGUUCUCCCCAUUCGCCCGAGGUCCAUGGGUCAUUAAUGAGGGUGAGGCAGUAGAGCUUCAUGUAGUCAGAGCCCAGGGACAGCUGCUAUAUCAGCUGGUUCGCUACUCCGUCGUGCCUUCAGGCAGCAGUGAAUUCUACGGUGCUACAGGAAUCCUGGAGUUUAAACCAGGGGAGAGGGAGGUGGUGGUGGCCCUGGUGGCAAGGCCUGAUGGGGUGCCUGAGCUGGACGAGACUUUCUCUGUGGUACUUAGCAGCCACAGCACCCCACCCAGUCGUCUAGGCAACCACAGGGAGGUCAACAUCACAGUCCAAAAGAACGACGACCCCUUUGGUGUUAUUGAGUUUGUUCGAUCGGGACUGAGAGAGGCUAUCAAUGAGAGCAAAGGAAACAAGGUGCACUGGGCGGUGUACCCUGUGGUGAGGAACAGAGGUCACUUUGGAGAGGUGUCAGUCUCCUGGGCCAUGGAGCCCUUGCUGUCCGGGGAUGUCAGCCCGAUCCAGGGGAAUGUCACAUUUGGGGAAGGGGAAUAUCUGAAAAAUCUCUCCGUAUUCUCCCUUCCUGAUGAGAUCCCAGAGGACACGGAGAAUUUCACCAUCACACUCUUAAAUGCAACAGGUGGAGCAAGACUGGGAAACGUGCUCAGUGCCACAUUACAGAUUACCAAGAAUGACCACCCCAUUUACUUUGCUGAACCCGUGCUUGUGCGACUUCAGGAAGGGACUGUGGCUAAUUUUACUGUUCUUAGGGCAGGUCGGGCAGACUUUGUUGCCACAGUGAUGUACCGAGUUGAGUACGGAGACACCUCCCCAGGUGACUUCACCUUCCUGAGUAACGACAGUUUGCUGUUGUUUGGUUUGGGUGAAUGGAUGAAGAACAUCUCUAUAGCCCUGGAAGAUGACAAUAUACCAGAGACAGAUGAACCUUUUUACAUUGUUCUUUACAAUGCCACAGGUGAUACUGUUGUUUAUGGAGCAGAAACAGCCACUGUUGUGAUUGAAGCCAAUGAUGAUGCCAAUGGGAUUUUCUCCCUUGAACCCAUAGAGAAAGCUGUUACAGAGGGCAGGACCAAUACAGUCAAUGUCCUGCGAGUAAGGGGUCAUUUUGGAGAUGUCACAGUCUUCUGGCAGCUGUAUGCCAAUGAUUCGGUGACUCCCCUGGAGGAGAAGCAGGAGUUUAACAAUACCUCUGGGUCAGUUACCUUCACCACAGGGGAGGAGAACAAGCCGAUUGUGCUGGAGGCGAUCUCAGAUAAGCUUCCAGAGUUCAAUGAGUUCUUCAUCCUGAAGCUGGUUAAUAUCUCAGGCGGUUAUCCAGGAGGGGGUGGACAGCUGGCUGACACUUCCUUGCAUACCUCUGUUUUCAUCCCCUUCAAUGACGACCCAUUUGGUGUCUUUGCCAUUGCUGAAAACAACCUGGAUCAAGAAGUAGCCGAAGAUGUCCUUUCACAGGAUGAUAUGGCUGAUGUCACCUCUUUUACCAUUCUCCGAGAACAGGGUACCUUUGGUGAUGUGCGGGUUGCCUGGGAAAUUGUUUCUGGCCGCUUCCCAGAGGGUCUUCCUCAAAUGGAUGACCUGCUCCUUCAAGCCUCCUUCCCAGGGGAGGUGGAGCUCAGGCCACAUGCCAGGAGACACCACUCAGGAACAGAUACAUGGUUUUUCUCUGGGCUCCCAGGAGCUUAUGGAACCAUCUCCCCUGAGGAUGCACCUGCUGCCCUGGGCAACUUCACUUUCUCUGCCUGGUUUUUGCCUGAAUUUAACACUGAUGGCUUCAUAGUUUCGAAAGGAACCAAGAAUGGGACUUUGUUUUAUGGAGUUAAGGUCCACACCAAUGAAUCACAUGUCACAGUGAUGCUGUACUACACAGCAAUAAGAUCAAACAAUACCCAAGUUGCCCAGACAACUGCUGAGAAGUUUGUGGAGGAUAAAGUGUGGCUGCAUGUUCUCAUUACGGUUGACGAUGGGAUAAUUGAGUUCUUUCUGGAUGGGAACCCCAUUGGAGGGCUGAAGAGCAUCAAAGGAGCGGGCAUCACAGAUGGACCUGUUUCUGUGUUUAUCGGAUCCGAACCUGAUGGAGGACAGCGUUACACAGGUCUUCUCCAGGACGUUCGCUUGUACCAAAGCAAACUGAACCGCAGUCAGAUCCAUGAGAUUUACAGCCAGCCCGCUAAAGCAGACCUGCGUACCAUCUCAGGUUACCUACGGUACCAACAGGAGGAGAGGCAGAAGUCCUUCGUGGUGGAGGUCAGGGAUGAUGAGGAGGAGGAGGGAGAGGAGGUGUUCUAUCUCCAGUUGGUGGCAGUGCACGGCGGGGCACGCCUCCCUGUCCCGAGACCAACUGCUGCUUUGCGAGUCAUGAAGAGUGAUAACGCAAAUGGACUUUUUGGAUUCACUGGAGCCUGCAUACCUGAUAUGACUGAGGAGGGUUCCACUGUCUCUUGUGUGAUCGAGCGUGUGCGAGGAUCUCUGGAUCUGGUCUUUGUCAACUACACCGUGACUCAGCUGCAUAACUCAGGCAGCGAGACACUGGCAGAUCAGGAUUUUGCUAAUGCCACUGGAGCUGUGCUUUUUAUGGAUGGGCAGCGCUCAGAGGUGCUGAAUCUGUUGGUGUUCAAUGAUAACAUCCCAGAGUUGGCAGAGUCCUUUCAGGUCACACUGGUGUCAGCCUCGUCCAGUGAUGGGAAACCGGGAUCCACCCCCACUAGCGGUGCAAGCAUUGAUCCCAAUAACUCUGUUAACUUUGUCACUGUCACAGCCAAUGACCACCCCUAUGGCUUGCUGCAGUUCCAGACCAGCCCCGUGGGGGAGGGAUUAAUCUCUCCGGCAUUGGAAGCUGCUCAUAUCACUGUUAAUGAAGAAGAUGGACAAGUCCACCUGCCAAUUGCCAGGGCUCAAGGCCUUUUAGGAAAGGUCAUGGUAGGAUACAGAACAAGCCCUUUCACAGCAUCCAGCCCUGAGGACUUUGAGGACUCAGACGGCAUGUUGGACUUUCUGCCAGGAGAGAGGCUAAAGUUCAUUAAUGUUACCAUCAUAGACAAUAGUGUCCCUGAGCUAGACAAGGUUUUCAGAGUAGAGCUCUACAAUGCUGAGGGAGGAGUGGGUCAGCUUCUGCGUAGUGAAGGAAGUGGUAGUGGGGAGAGUGACUCUGACUUUCUGCUUCCAUCCUAUCGUCACCAUGCUAGUUUGGGAGUUGCUUCCCGAAUCACCGUGACCAUCGCUGCUUCUGAUGAUGCUCAUGGAGUGUUUCAGUUUAGUCCUGAUUCCUUGGUUGCUAAUGGGACAGAACCCGAGGAUGGAAACAGCUCCAUAGUCCUGCAGGUGAAUCGGUCCUUCGGUGACCUUUCCAAUGUGACGGUGUACUGGGAGGCUGAUCACAGCGCUGAGGGGGAAGUUCUCAGUAGGUUUGGGAGCAUCACCUUUGGAGUUGGUCAGACUAUGGAGAACAUCGUCGUCAGUGUAGCCCAGGAUGAGAUCCCCGAGUUGGACAAGAGUUUCACCUUAUCCCUGGUUAACGUUUCUCAUGGUCGCCUGGCUGUCCCUACAACUGCCACUGUGACCGUGUUUGCCAGCGAUGAUCCUUAUGGUGUUUUUGUAUUUGCUCCCAUCACAAGGAUCAUCCGACUUCCUGAAGCAGACUCUACUGUUACCCUCACCAUCCUCCGACAGAAGGGCCUGAUGGGACAGGUGCGUGUCAUGUAUGGGACCCUAAGUGAGACAGAUCCAGCACCAUAUAGGACCCCAGGGGUAGGCCGAGCUACUGAGGAACAGGACUUUGUUCCACUCUCAGGGUCUGUUGUGUUCUUGGUGAAUCAGAGUGAAGCAAACAUCACCCUCCGAGUGCUAGAUGAUGACAAUCCAGAACGAGAUGAAUCAGUGUUUGUAAAGCUGAUUAGUGUUCAACUCAUCAAAGGAGCCCAGGGCAGGCCCAUUUCCAAUUCCCCUUCUCUGGGCCCAAGGACUGACAUUGUGGCCCAGGUGAUAGUGGAGGCCAGUGACAACGCUUUUGGAGUCCUCCAGCUAUCGACGACUGCCGUCAGUGUGACUGAACACUAUGUUGGACCUAUAAUAAAUGUCACACGUGUUGGAGGGAUAUUCGCUGAUGUAUCGGUCAAGUUUAGAGCAGUACCGGUUACUGCCAGAAUCAGUGAAGACUACAGCGUGGCUUCCACUGAUGUGGUGCUUCUUGAAGGGGAAUCCAGCAAAUCUAUACCUGUCUAUGUUAUCAAUGACCAGGUCCCUGAACUGGAGGAGACCUUUGUUGUUGAGUUGAUCAAUCAGACUACUGGAGGAGCUCUCCUUGGGGAGCUCACUCGCGCCAUUAUCACCAUACUGCCUUCUGAUGACCCAUUUGGUGCCUUUGUUUUCCAGGCACUUCCUCUCACUAUAGAGGAGCCAGGAUCUACCCCGGUUGAGGUCACACUGCCUAUAAUCCGUAAUGCUGGGACUAUUGGAACAGUGGUUGUCCAGUGGCAGGCCACUGUCAAUCAUCAGCUAGCAGUGGGGGAUAUCAGACCUACAUCAGGAGAGGUAACGUUUGCUCCUGGAGAAACCAUGAAGAUGCUCAGGGUGGUGAUCUUAGGUGACGAUGUUCCUGAAAUCACUGAGGUAAUUAAAGUACAACUCACUGGUGCCAGUAAUGGGGGAAACCUUGGCGCGGAAACAUCAGUUAAUAUUAUCAUUCCUGCCAAUGACAACCCAUAUGGUACCAUCUACUUCGAACAAUCUACUUAUCACGUUCAAGAGCCACUUGAGGGGAUCUACAGAGCCAAUAUUACUGUCCGCAGAAGAGGUGGUCUCUUUGGUCGCUUGGAGAUCCUGUACAGUACUUCUGAUGUUGAUGUUGUUGGCUUAGUUCAGGCUGAGGGCCAGAAUUUGCUGAUUUACUACGGCCUACCAAAAGCAGGCCAACCAUCCACUGCCCCAUACAGGACAAUUAAUAUCACUGCACAGGAAGACCCCCUGGCUGCUUGUGCUGCUUCUUGUCUGAGAGACCAUUCCUGUCAAGCCUUCUCGCUGUCAACAGGGGUGAUUCCUCAGUCCUGCACUUGGGUUGGUUUGGGAACUGAGCAGUUUGUCAGAGAAUCACAGGCUAUGACUUAUGCAAAAAACAUCACAGCGGCCACUGUCCUCUUUAGUGCCCAAGCUGUGGCUGGGAGUGAUUAUACACCUGUCACUGCUCAAAGUGCCUUCAUGGAGGAUGGGUUGGGAGUCGCCAACCUCACAGUCCCAAUCUUAACUGAUAAAUUUCCUGAAAGGGAUGAGAACUUCUCCAUUCAAAUCUUAAAGGUUGAUCUGGUGAAUCUUACUGUGGAGGAGAACAAUCGUCCCUCGAUUGGCCAACCGGCCAAAGCUGUGGUGACCAUAGGGAUGAAUGGGGAUGCAUUUGGUGUAUUUCUCAUAUACAGCAUCAGUCCCAAUGCCACCAACGAGGGGCUUUAUCUAGACGUUCGUGAAGAACCUAUGGCUGUUGUGCCCUUGGUUAUAGAGAGGAGAGGAGGUAACCUGGGAACUGUCACUGUAGAGUGGAAGUUUGUUGGCGGUAAAGCCACACCAGAUGCUGACUUCACGGGUACAGGAGGGAUUCUGGUGUUUAAUGGGGAUCUGAAGAAGACAGUUCAAAUACAAAUCAGAGAUGAUCAUGAACCAGAGGACAACGAGAGCCUCAUGAUUGGCCUUGUUAAGACAGAAGGAGGAAGUCGAAUCCUACCCAGCUCCGACACUGUCGAAAUUGUGAUACUGGCGAAUGAUAAUGUGGCAGGGAUUGUGGGAUUUCAUCCAGCUUCACGUUCUGUCAUUGCCAGAGAGGGUGAGAGGCUGUCUUUGUUAGUGUUGAGGACAGCUCCUGGUCUGGGUAAUGUGACUGUGGACUGGACUGUACAGGGGGCCCUUGUAGCCCGGACCUUCUCUCAAACGUCAGGGACACUUUUCUUUAUGAAGGGACAGCUGAAUGGCACCAUAGUGCUGGAGCUUCUUAAAGAUGCCACACCACAGGACAAAGAUCAAUACAAAGUUGCUCUGUACAAUAUACAAACAUUUGGUGUUGCGGUGACCGGCCAUGCUUCUCUGGAUGUUCAGGGUAGGGAGGCAGUGCUUACUGUGGACACCAGCGAUGAACCCUACGGGAUGCUGACCAUUGCCCCCUCAUCCCUUAAGGUCACUGUGGAGGAACGGGCCCAAAUAAUAAGCAUCUACAUCAACAGAGAGUUUGGAUCUUCAGGGGCAGUGAACAUCACUUAUGAGGUGAUAAGUGGAUCUGUACAAAACUUGACCCAGGUAGAGGGUGCCCUUGCCGAGCCAGAACAAGACUUCAGGUCUGGAUCGGGUUCUCUUAUUCUUCAGGAUGGACAAACAUCUGUUGCCAUUCCUGUCAUCAUACUGGAGGAUGACAUUCCAGAGUUGCAGGAGUUCUUCCUGGUCAACAUAACAUCAGCUGUGCUCAUCACAACCCUCGCCACUGUUCCCCAACUAGACACCAGUGGUUUGGUGGCAGAAAUAGUCAUUGCUGCGAAUGAUGGAAUCAGAGGAGUCAUUGAAUGGACAAACACCAUGUUUGAGGUGAAUGAGACAAUUAGGGUGCUGGCUCUUGUGGCCUACAGAAAUAAGGGGACGUAUGGAAAUGUCUCUCUUCUGGUAUAUGCUCAGAACCUGGAAGCUCAGCAAAGACUAGAUUACAACAUCAGUGAAACGAUGCUCUAUUUUGUGGAUGGUGAACGACGUAAGUUUGUUGAAGUGGAGAUUAUUGACGACACUCUUCCAGAGGCAGCUGAGAGAUUUCAGCUGAUCCUGUCUGGACCGUCCACAGGACUGGAACUUGGCACCAAUACCACUGCAACUGUGAAUAUCCUGGCCAGCGAUGAUGGACACGGUGUCAUUUCCUUUAAUAGCAGUGAACAUUUGUUAUUGCAAGAACCUACAUCUGUAUCUGGGCCAGGUGACAGCAUGGCCACCCUGUAUGUGGUUCGGAACCCAGAGGAAGGCACAUUCGGAACUGUAACAAUUCAGUUUACCAUCACUGAUGCCAAUGGCAGCCUCGCAGAGGGUGACUUGAUGCCAUCAAAGGGGUUUGUGGUACUGGAGGAUGGAGUCAGGCAUAAGAUACUGGAGAUCUGGGCGGUGCUUGACGCUGAACCCGAAAUGAAUGAAACCUUCACAGUGAGCCUGUCUAAUCCAUCAGGAGGUGCGCGGCUAGGUGAUCAACUCCUUGCAACUAUUACAGUUCUAGAGAACCUGGCUCCUUCUGGCUUAUUCCGUAUUGGACCUGCUCUGAACAGAACCAACAGUGAAGUUGUGGUCACUGAAGGCAGCAGAGUAGUCUACCUGACUGUGUCUCGCAGUAAUGGUCUGGAGUCAGCUGUCAGUGUUGAAUGGGGAACACAGAUGGGCACAGCUCUUGCCAUAAGUGGUCAUCUUCCCGUGAUGGGUGUGUACCAGAACUUUAAGGACCAUCCCACCUCUGCAUGGUGCAUGCUCCCUGAAUGGCUGUCUUUGCUGGCCAUGAGACUUGAUAGAAAGCCUGCUGUUGGAGCCCACUACACCUUGGCUACACUCUAUCGGUGGCAGGGUGUUCUUGUACCAGUAAAGUCUUUCAGGAUUCAGGACCCGAGCUCCUGUGUUGGGUUUGCGGUGAAUGGUUCCACCUACAUAGCCAUCACACAUAAUGGGCUGCCCUUUUACCCUGCUGCCAACCUAAGCAUCUUUAAACUGCAGAGAGACCUCAAUAUUACACUGGAACAAACGUUAGGUGUUGAAGCUCUCCAUGUGAAACACUUCUCUGCUGAAGGCAAAGAUUAUCUCAUAGCAUCCAGUCAGGUUUUCGUUAAAACCGGCAGCAGCUUCUCCCUCCUCCAAAGUCUUGACUUUGAACAUCGCAUCUUCAGUGUCACCCCGUUUACACGCGCAGCUAGUACCUACAUUGUGACAUGCAUAGACACACAGAUUGCCAGUUGUUUCCUGCUUCAAUGGGCCAAUGGCAGAUUUCAGAAUCAGCAGACCCUCCCUCUCACUGGCAGAGCCAAUCAAGUGGAGACAAUUGCUGCAGGGGCAGAGGAUGUUCUCCUGCUGGUUCUCAUUGAAGGUGUUUCUCCAUCCUGUGAGGUGUUACAGUGGCGUGCAGGGCAACUGUCACCUCAGCAUCAUCAGUCCAUUCCUCACCCAGAACUCACCUCUGUUCAUCCUUUCACUGCUCCUUCUGGAAUCAUCUACCUCCUGCUAGCAGGAAGAAACGGCUCAGUGCUCUGUUCAUGGAGAGUUGAUGUGAAUUUGUUUGCACUGAUCUUGAAGGCUCCUCCAGCCUUCAGCUUUCACUCUCUUCUGGUGCCUUCCCUCAACACCACCAAGACCCUCUUAGCCUCUGCAGAGGACACCACUUCCACUGUGUAUGAAUUCACCUCUGUGUCCAAUCAGUCUGAUUUCAUACCCAGUUUUGGAGAGUUGCUCUUUGCACCUGGAGACAGUGACUUUGACAUAGCGGUGAACAUUAUAGAUGAUGAUAUCCCUGAAGAGGAGGAGUACUUCCAGGUCAGGCUGAAAAAUCCUAAGGGCGGGGCCGAGAUUGGAUUUGGUGGUCAGGUGACUGUUAUUGUCCCAACCAGUGACGAUGCUCAUGGAGUCAUCGGCUUUGCACAGAAUUCUCUAUCAAUGGAGGUUGAAGAACUGGAGCAGACUAAUCAUAUUUCUCUCAUCGUGGAGAGGAGACGAGGGACGUUUAGAAGACUGACUGUUCACUGGGCUGCCAGUGGUAGUCUAACUGAUAUUUACCCCACCUCUGGAGUGGUAACAUUUUCCGAGGGCCAGUCAGUCGCCGUCAUCUCCCUGGCUGUGAUAGCAGACGGUGUUCCAGAGCUGCAGGAGAGUGUCACCAUCACCCUCAUAGAUGUGACCACUGUGGGCCUGCAGGACCUACAACAGGCUGCUGUUAUUGACAAGGAGCGUGCACGAGCGCUUCUCACCAUCCUGCCAAACGGUUCUCCCUAUGGGGUGAUAGGAUGGCAUCUGGACUCCCAGUUUGUCCUCACGCAGGAACCACACAGAGUUCCAGUCAAUGUGACUCUGUCCAUAGUGAGGGAACAAGGCUCCUCAGGAGAGGUGGCAAUCCGUUAUAAGACAAAGCCGGCCCUCUCACAGCCCUCGUCCAAUCAGGCCUCUGCAGGACAGGACUACACUGCCAAAGACGACACCAUCAUCAUGAUAGAUGGUGCUACUGUGGCCCUCGUCGCUGUAACAGUCCUGCCGGAUGACGUUCCAGAGCUGGCAGAGAGUUUCUGGGUGAACAUCACCAGUGUGGAGCUGGUUAGUGGGUCGUCCGGAGCAGGUCAACCCAGCGUGAAGAGGCCUGGAUUGGAAGUAGCGGAAGUGACAAUUCAGGAAAACGAUGAUCCCAGAGGUGUUCUGCAAUUCAAUGUGUCUGAGGAUAUCCCUGGACGUGUUCUGGCUUAUGAGACUGCACCACCAGACAACUUCCUCCAUCUGCCGGUGGUGCGGCUGGCUGGUGCUACUGGAAGACUAAUUAUCUACUGGGCGGCUCAGCCCGUUACUGCUGAUUUGAAUGAUUUCAGCCCCCACACAGGGAAUGUCACAUUACAAGAUGGACAGAGAGAAGCUAUGAUUACCAUUUCUAUCAUGGAUGAUGAAGAUGUGGAGUCUACAGAGACCUUCAAUGUGACUUUACUGAGCGUGAUUGGCGGUGCUCGACUCGGCGAGGUUACCUCUGUGACUGUCACCAUUCCACCCAAUGACUCGCCUCUUGGACAGUUUGGAUUUCAGGAGCUGGAGGUUACUGUGAGUGAGCCAGAGUUUGAUAAAGAUCAUGCUGCUGUUGCAACACUGAUCGUGCUGCGCACUGUGGGUGGCAAGGGGGCGGUUACAUUGGUGUGGCAGCUGGAAGACCAGGCGAAAGAUGACCUCUCACCUUUCAAUGGAACCCUUUUGUUCACCGAGAUGGAGUCAAGGAAAAUCUUUGAGAUUGAAGCCCUCGCUGACACUGUGCUUGAGAGAGAGGAGAGCUUCACUGUCAGGCUGCUUCCUGCUGAGAGCGCUGCUAUCAUCGACCCCUUAAAUGGUGUGGCGACCAUCACUAUCAGAGGAGACAAGGCUGCUUUGGGGAUUGUUGGCAUUGCAGAGAACUCGAGGAACAUACUUAUUGGUGAACCUGAGGGAGACUACAAUGGGACUGCUGUUGUCAGUCUUGUGCGAGGACCAGGGGUGUUUGGCGAGAUCCAAGUGCACUGGAACAUUACUCCGGUUAUAGUUUCAGAAUUUGAAGCGAUCUCUGGCACUGUGGCCAUGACAGACAGACAAUCUUCUGCUAUCAUCAUCCUGAAGGCUCAGCAUGAUGAUCUCCCAGAGGAGCGUUAUGUGUACCAGCUUAUCUUGACCUCUGCGACCUCUGGUCUGGAAAUCAGCCCUGUAGCCCAGCAUGCCAGGAUUACUAUGGCAGCCAGCGACCACCCUUAUGGCCUGUUCUCCUUCAACCAGAGCCAGCUGAGUGUGACUGAGGAGGAGGGAAUGAUGAAUGGGACCAUUACCCGUUUCUUUGGUAGUCUGGGCAGUGUCUGGGUAACGUAUCUGACUUCCGAUGGCACCGCGGUCAGUGGAGUAGACUUUGUUGUGGCUUCAGGACGACUACUCUUCACCCCAGGCCAGAACUCACAACAUGUGACCCUUCGUAUACAUGAUGACAAUCUUCCAGAAGGGCCGGAGGUGUUCUUCCUCAACAUCACUGAUGUGGAGCUGGUCAACCUCAGUGCUGUGGACUACACAGUGAAGGAGUCAGGUCUACAGCUGGACCAGCCUCCAGAAAUUGGAAACAUUUCUUCACUUGCUGUUGUCAUACUGAUGAAUGACAAUGCUGAAGGCAUCCUGGAGUUUAGAAGGGAUCAUGUAAACAUUACAGUUGAAGAGGAUGUGGGCAGUUUGGUAAUUCCAGUGUUGAGGAGAGCUGGUUCAUUUGGAUCGGUUUCAGCUAAGUUCCAGUCUAGAGGUCUGAGUGCAACCCCUGAGUUGGACUAUAUCCUGCAUAAUGAUUCUGUGAUAUUCAGUCACGGCCAAAACGCCAGCAGUAUUCAUGUCACCAUUAUUGAUGAUAUGGACAGUGAAUAUGCAGAAGUAUUUGAGGUCCUGCUGGUUGGAGCCACAGGGGGAGCAGUUCUUGGUUCACAACUCAUCACAAGAGUAACCAUCGGCAAAAGUGACUCGAGAAAUGGGGUUGUGCGGUUUGUCAAUGACAGCCUCAUCACUUUGGUCAACCCUGACUCCACUCUGAAACUCAGGCUUGUGUUGGAGAGAGUUGGAGGCCUUGUGGGCGAUGCAACAGCUGCGUGGAUUGUCCUCGGCCCCAACAGUAGAGAGGUCCUUCCACCAUUCAAUACAGACAUUGGGGAACCUGUGAAUGGAUCCUUCUAUUUCAGGGAUGGAGAAGAAGAAACUCAUAUUAUAGAGCUGAAGAUUCUUCCCCAUGGGAUAGUUGAGGUGGAAGAGAUCUUUGUUGUAGAGCUUAGCAUCCUGUCCGGAGACAUGGAUGUUGAUUCUCACGCUGGAUCUGUAACACUCAAGAUUGAGAAGUUUGGUGACCCCAAUGGUAUAGUCCAAUUUACAGCUGAUGCACUUCGAGAACAUGUCUACAAUGAAUCCACUGAAGCAGAGGGGCCAAACAACAUUUCACUGUAUAUUACACGCAGAGAAGGUGUCAUGGGUAACAUCACGGUCCACUGGCAGAUACAGGGGGACUCUAAGCUAACAGAAGACUUUCUAGCCUUGUCUGGCACAGUGAUGAUCCUGGAAGGUGAAAGGGAGGCAGAAAUUGUCGUCAGUCUGAUGCCUGAUAGUGUGCCAGAACUGGAGGAGGUCUACACUAUCCUGCUCACAGCUGUGGAGGGAGGUGCCACUCUGGAUACCAACCCAAAUCUCACCAGCACUCGCAUCAGGGUGCCUGCUAAUGAUGAACCCCAUGGUGUCUUCACCCUGAACCCUGAGCAACAGUCUAUAGAAGUAGUAGGGUCAGGGUCAGAGGUCAGCAGAGUGCUGGUCGUGAAUGUGACGAGGCUCGCCGGGCUGUUUGGCAAUGUCAGUGUGGCUUACAAGAUCAGAGGGAUGGAUAUUGAGGAGAUACUUGGAGGACAAGCUGAAGGAAGGCUCUUGUUGCGAGAUGGAGAGAGCUUCAGGACUCUGACUGUACCCAUCAGUAGCCAGGUGUUUGUGUCUGUGGGUGAAGCCUUCACAGCUGAGCUCAUUGAUGUUAUGCUCCUCAGUCCGCUCCUUGGCACGAUGCCUCGCCUCCUUCAUGAUGCCAGUGUUGCUAUAGUAACUGUGCCAGAAGAAGCUGCAAGCUCUGAGGUUGGCUUUGCCUCUCUUGCUCUGCGGGUUACAAGUAUAAACACAGGGAUGUGUGAAGCAAAGGUGACACGAACAGGGCUGUUUGGGGAUGUCACAGUGCAGUGGAAAGCUGGGUUUCCUUCAGGACUGGUUCCUCCAGGUUUUAGUCUUGGAGCUGUCACACCAAGUUCAGGCUCACUGACAGUGGCUCAUGGAGAAAGCACUAAAGUCAUAACUUUUACAGCUGUUGCUGAGGUUUCUGAGGUGAUGACAUAUGCCAUACAUCUUACUGCUGCUACGUCCACUCAUGAUGCAGCCAACGCUGUCAAACUCAGGACUGGAUUUACUGUGGCAGAAGUGGAACCACUGGGCAUCUACCAGUUCUCCCCUGGUUCCCGUCAUUUAGUCAUCGCAGAGGACAUCCAGACCAUAACGUUAUACGUGCAGCGACUUUAUGGUUCACGUAGCAACAGUACCUAUCUGUCAUACACAACAACAACAGCCAAUGCAGCUGCAGGAGAGGACUUCACCGGGAUUUCAAGCGGACGUUUGGUCUUUGACUCGCCACAUCAAACCAACGCUUCAUUCCUCCUGUCAAUACUUGAUGACUCUGUUUCUGAGCCUGAUGAGUCCUUUCAUGUCAACCUAACAGAUGUCCUUGUGCUUAACGCAAACUUACCAUGGGCAGAUACCCUGCCUCGUCUCAACCCUCAGCACAGCGUGGCUACUGUCACCAUCCUGGCAAGUGAUGCGAAUGGCGGAGUGCUGAGUAUAGGACCUGGACUGGUUCAAAUAUCCGAGGACAGGGAUGAAGAUGCCAAGCAGGAGCGGAAAGUGGUUCUGCGGGUGCGCAGGUCGGACAGUACAGUUGGAUCUGUGAGGGUUCAAGUCCAAGCAUAUGGAGAUGGAAGUACAAGUUCACGUCUACCCUUCUCUCUGGAACAAAUUGGAACACUAGCAAAAGAGGAACAGGACUUCCGUUUGUUGUCCACUGUUGUGUCUCUGCAGGAUGGUCAGAAUGAGACAGAGGUGAUUCUCAUCAUCCUGGAUGACACAGAACCUGAGGGACAGGAAGAAUUCUACAUCUUCCUCAGUGACCCUGAGGGAGGGGCGCAGAUCACAGACACUCCAGACCAGGGAUUUGGGGUUGUCACCAAAAUUAUUAUCCUUGGGAGCGACUUCCAUAAUGGUGUUUUAGGAUUCAGCCUUAGUUCAUUGGAGGGCCGAGUUCUGGAUGAAGAUUCAAACAACAGAACUGCCCUACUCUACCUGCAGAGGCAAGAAAACAGAGCCUUUGAGGAUGUGCAGGUGUUUUGGAGAGCCACAUUCAGCAAGACCAAUCUAACACUUGUCAGCAACGGAAUCAACAUAGCCAGAGAGUUGGUGCAGUCCUCAGGAACUGUAUUGUGCAGGAGAGGAGAGACAAUAUGCAUUCUUAAGAUGGAGGUCCAAGAUGAUGAGGAACCAGAGUAUCGGACAUGGUUCUUGGUGGAGAUUUAUCAUGUGGGUGAAGGUGCCACCAUUAAUGAGACUACUCGUUUUGCUAACGUCACCUUGGCAGAGAGUGACGACCCGCAAGGUGUCAUCUUUUUUGCAGUGGAUCACAGACUGCUCACAGCCACUCGAGAGACCAAAAGACUAAAACUCCAGGUCUACAGACAAGCAAGCACAGCUUCAGUCAUGUCUGUGCGCUACCGCACAUUGGAACUUCCCAGAGAAGAGGCAGUGGGUCCUUUUAUAAUUUGGCCUGCUAAAGCAGGGAAUGAUUUUCCUGAACAGGAAGGCGAGCUAACCUUUGAUUUGGGCAAGCAUAACACAUCACUGGAUAUUUACCUGACCCCUGAUCAGGCCUCGUCCGCAGCUACACCAAAGCGAUUCCAGGUGAAGCUCUACAGUGCCACAUCAGGGGCGAAAGUGCACCCAGAGUUCGGGCUGGCUAAUGUGACUGUGGUCUCGAGAGAGAGCCACACUGUUUGGGCUUUAUUGGCACAUUUACAUCAGCCCCUUCAGCAGACCACAUUGGACCAGGUGCUGGCUGGACUGAUGAAUGAAGUCACCACGUCUCUCAGUCAUGAGCAGAUGACCGCAGUGCUCGAAGUUCUGGGAAAGGUGCUGGCAGAGGCGGAGAGCACUCCAUUAGAGAGCAGUAGUCAUAGUUUGACCUAUGACCUGCUGUGUGCUUUGGCCAAUUCCAGUAGAGUCGAUACCCGGGGCCUGAGCCAUCUCGCUGAGGUGGCUGAGCGAUUUGCAUUCUCCCUCCUCACACAAAGCCAGUGUGUAGAGAAAGGGGGUAUCAUCUUGGACACCUGUCCGUACUUGUCCAUCUCAGCAUAUCAUUGGUACCCCACGCAGAUCAAUGGGCACAAAUUCAGGGGUCGUAAUGAAGACCUGUUUAAUCUACCAGAUACCCUGCUGGAGGUACCAGUCCCGCUGUCUGGUGCUUUUACGCCGUCAGCCUGUCAGCACAUCCAACUGACUGAGUUCAGCACUGAACACUGGUUCCUCAGCAACCAUACAACAACCACUGCCCUCAGUGGGAAGAUCUUCUCUGUCAGCCUCAAGGGCAGAGGGUCACAACCCCUGGCUGAUGGUAAUGAGGUGGUGUAUCGUAUCCACACGUCUGGUAUGCAACUUAAACCGGGCCGCUCCUUGUGCCUUCUCUGGAACCAAAGCACUGCAAGCUGGUUAUCAGAUGGUCAGUAUUGCAGGGUCGUGAAAGAAAAUCCAAGCUAUGUGGAAUGUGCCUGCUCCCACUUGUCCGUCUACACGGCUUACGCAGAGAUCGCCAGUCUUGCGUCUUACAAUGAGGCCUUCUAUGCCUCUGGAUUCAUCAGCAUCUCAGGUUUUACUUUGGUGAUCUUAUCCCAUGUGCUUUGUUCCCGUUUCCCGAUGUUUGCUGCCAAACUACUUACUCACAUGAUGGUGAGCUGCCUUGGAACUCAGAUCUGUUUCUUGGUGUCAGCCUUCCGUGGCCGAAUGUUUUCAGAAGACAGCUGUGCUGCUUUGGCGCUUUUCUGUCACUAUUUCUACCUGAGUCAGUAUUCUUGGAUGCUCAUACAGGCAGUGAACUUUUGGCAGGUACUGCUGAUGAAUGAUGAGCACACAGAGCGUCGAUACCUCUUGUAUUUCCUGUUGGGCUGGGGACUUCCUGCUGUUGUCAUCAUCGUCAUGGUCAUCGUAUUGCUGGGCGGCCUUGGAUGGACCAUACACACGGUGUUCGGACUUGUGCGAGGAGAUGUGUGCUUCAUCCCAAACGUCUACGUUGCUCUGUGCACGGCGGUGCUGGUCCCUCUCAUCUGUCUAGUUGCUGUGCUGGUUGUUUUUAUCCAUGCAUACCAGGUUACUCAGCAGUGGAAGGCCUACGAUGACAUUUACCGUGGCAGAACCAACAGCACAGAGGUGCCGUUGGUUCUCUUCCUGUUCCUGCUGGUCUCUGUGGUCUGGUUGUGGGCCGGUCUCCAUAUGGGCUACCGAUCUCUGUGGAUGCUCGUCCUCUAUGUCAUUUUUAACUGCCUGCUGGGCCUGUAUGUUUUUGCAGUGUACUUCAUCACACACAACCAGCUUUGUUGGCCAACAAAGGCCAGUUACACAGUUGAGAUGAAUGGCCAUGAUGGACCUGAUUCUACGUACCCGGGUGGAGAUCCCGCCACUGUAGGAGGAGACAUUAAUAAAUCAACUCAGAACCUCAUCAGCGCCAUGGAGGAGGUGUCAGCGGACUGGGAGCAAGCAUCACUGCGACCUACCAUCCAGCCUAGCAGUGUGUAUAAGCCCAGCCCUGGGAUGGAGACCUAUGGCACGGAUGGAGGCUUCAUCAACACCAACUUGGUCAUUGCAGAUGAAGAGUUGCAAGAGUUUGAUGAUCUCAUAUUUGCAUUAAAAACUGGAACUGGCCUGAACGUCAGCGAUAAUGAAUCCGCCCACGGGAGCCAAGAUGGAGCGAGUGUAACCAACUCUCAAAUUGUUGAGCUGAGACGAAUCCCAAUCGCUGACACGCACCUGUAACCUUUUCACCUCACACAAAUUCAGUUAUCUCUUCCUCCCUCUUCAGAGAUAGAUGAGAAAAAAGUUACAGCACAGUAUUUUUGUAUUUCAAAUGAUUUUGCACUAAAACAGUUUUGAUUAGAAAGUUUUCAUAUAAUGUUUGAUAUGAAACUUGGUGUGAAGCUUUUUUAUUGUACAUCUGUUUUAUACAUAUGUAUAAAUAAAAACUUAUACAUAAAUAUUUUACUAAAUUAAUUUGAAGGAGUUUUCUGAAUGUAUGUUUCUUUUUUUUUUUGUUUCUAGCGACCUAGUGAAUGAAAUAGUACUGCUGCAAGGGAGACUGUGUAACAUUGUUAAUAAAAAAAUUUACCUCUGA